Messenger RNA from Pangasianodon hypophthalmus (striped catfish), 2406 nucleotides. It is a transcript of the gene rflnb, whose product is annotated as refilin B. Gene Ontology annotation, molecular function: filamin binding. Bases 428 to 1129 code for a protein of 233 amino acids. Lineage: Eukaryota; Metazoa; Chordata; Actinopteri; Siluriformes; Pangasiidae. Gene Ontology annotation, cellular component: actin filament bundle. The record is from RefSeq and is a predicted model, not a curated record. Gene Ontology annotation, biological process: actin filament bundle organization; negative regulation of bone mineralization involved in bone maturation; skeletal system morphogenesis. The transcript is spliced from 3 exons.
GACAGCUUUUUCUCAGCCUCUGCCGUGCGGAGGCAGUUAUAAAAGCGUUUCCGUUUCUCCUUCUGAGGGUAAAACAAUGAGCGUCUUUGAAGGAGGACACGUUUAAAAUCUAGGCAAAAUCAGGACUGAUGUAUUUUGUACAAUUUUGGAUGUAACCGACUGCAAGGCUGUAAAUAAUCCCGGGGUGGGGGUAUCUAUGUGUAAUGUGUAACCUGUGAUCCUCUGCUGACCAGGUAAAAGGACUGCUGUAUAAUCCCUUUUCACAUAAAGAGAUCUUCAAAAGGGGAAUAAACAAGGGAUAAAAGUAGUCAGGAAACGAGUGGAGAAGGAACCGUGAGCUGAAUUAAAGGCAGUCAGAUUGUUCAGUACUACUGAAAGCUGCAGAUUAAAGGGACUGCUCACGCGCUCCACUACACUCAGGCUGGCAAUGGUGGGGAGGCUCAAUCUGCGCAAUGUGUGUGACGAAGACCUGCUGGAGAUGAACCUGAAAGCUGAGAGACUGCUGGACAGUCCGGACUCUGGUCUGCCUCCCAGCCCCAGUGUGAGUCCGAGCCCAUGGCUGAGUGGGGACAGGAGCGGGGACAGGAGCGGGGACAGGAACGCAGCCAGCCCCAGUGUGAGUCCCAGCCCAUGGCUGAGUGGGGACAGGAGUGGGGACAGGAGCACCACCAGCUCCGUGUGUGAAGACGAGAGCAGAGCUGUGACUCCCACUGCGGGUCCUCUUAAGCUUGUUAGAAGUGUUUCUCAAUUGCACCCAUUUUCCUACGGUGAGGGAAUUGAACUUGAUCCUCUGCCCCCAAAAGAAUUAAGAUACACAUCAUCAGUGCGCUAUGACUCGGAUCGCCACUACAUCCAGGAUGUGUGUUUACAGCCCACAGGUUUGGGCCUGGAGUUGUGCAGCCAGACCAUCAUAGCUGUCUCAGAGAGCACAUGGAGACGAUAUAAGACCCAGUUGGAGUUCGAGCCCCGUCAGCGGGUGCAGCGCUACCGGAGCACCACCAUUGUGUACCCCAAACAUGCCAGGACCGUGUACACCACACAGCUCAGCUAUGAUGAACGCAAGUUGGCCAAGCGCUUCCUGUCCAGUGUGGAAUUAGAGGUGUCUGACUGCAAGGCCAACCAAUGUUGAAGGAAGAGGGACUUUUUGGAGAAAAGCUAACAAAAUAUGCCCAUCGUUAUUCAUUAAAAACCGGGUGUUUAGAACCGGAUGGGUGGAAUUGCCAGACUGUAUGUUAAUGGUUUAAUUAUCAUGUUUGUUUUCAGAUGGAUGGAGUAUCAUGCAUCUGGAGGUUUGGAUGGGUUUUAAUGUUACUGCAAUACAAAUGUAUAUUACAUAUUCUACGUAACAUUUGCAGCCCUGUUGGUUUUAAGAUUCUGCUCAGUGAUGUUGAUCCAUCACUUAUUGAAAGUUUUAUGGUAAUGUAGCAGUACUGUGCUCAGUAAAAGCACAGACGAGCUGUAAGUGAAACAGGAAAGUGAUGAAAGUGAUGAAACAGGAAAGACAUGAAAGAGAGUUAAAUUCAGCCUUUGUAAAAUGUUCGGGAUUUUUAUUUUUAUUGGAGUGUCCAUACUGGGUUGUUUCAGGUAUCUAUAUAUGAGGAUUAACUUAACUGAGGCAUGAUGUCUAACAUCAAAAUUCAGAUAUUACAUGCCUCAGUAAUCUGUGGUGUGUAAAUGGUUUUAUUGAGGUGUGGAACAGCGUGAAAUUUUGUACAGUCAUGUAGGUGAGAACAGGUGAAACACACGAUCCAAUAGAAUAGGUUGACAGAGGUUGUCUAUGUGUACUACUGUAAGUUCACAUUUGGGCUUAACUUUUUUUUUUUUUUUUUAAAUUUCAUGUCAUGUCAUUUCAUUUCAUGUUUACCUGCACUUCAUCUUUUUUUCCAUUUCACUUCUUUCAUUCAGAUGUUUUGUUCUUCAGUCAUUUUUUUUUUUUAAUUCUUUUCAGUUGCACUGCUGCAGGCAGAAUGAGAAGGAUAAAGGCUUGUUCUGAGGGGAAAUGAACUGUUUUGAAUGUUUGUGCAAAUCUGAAUUGCAGAACUCACAGACAGUAUCAUUGUUUUUUUUUCCCAGUGAUUUUACCUGUUCUACAGCACUUCAGCUUUGUCAUGCAUAGAUAUAGAAAUCACGGCUGCAGUAUAUUUAUUUAAAGCUUUUAAAGGUUUCAACUGUAUACAAGUACUUCAGCUGUGCUACAUUAAAGUUAACCAUUGAUUUCAUCUUAGAUUGGUAUUGUUAUUUCAAGUUCAGCCUAAAAUAUUUUUUUUUAAAUAAAUCAAUUUAAACUGAUUUUAAUAUGUAUGCUCUAAAGCAAAGCAUGAAAAUGUUAGGUUAAUCCUGAUAUAAAUUAUAUUGUAAGCUGAGAGAUUGGCACUUUUCAAAUAAAGACCACAAGCAUACAAACCA